AAUCUCUUUACCAAGUCAGACAUGUGUUUACAUGGAACAUCAUCGUUUGCAGAAGGAUUUCAAAGUUUAAUUAAACCAGGCCUUUAUGUUACUCACGCAUAGUAUUUUGAAACUUUUACAUUGCGCCAACUGGACUGCUGUUAAUACCAGCUGAGCGGCAACAGACGUUUAAAAUUUAAUUAAACAUGCUGUCGUACAACCGUGCAACCUGGUGCCUGCUCGGGAAACAUAUGCGGAAUCUUUCAAUGCCGGUAGAGACCGAGGCCAACAGCUUGUUGCCGGCUUAUACAGAUGAGGAGCGCCAAAAGAUCUUGGAAACGAUCAACGACUCCAGCGUCGGUCAGAUGCUCAGCUACGACAUAACCAAGGGGCGAGCCAACAAACUGCACAACUGGAGGACGCGCAAUGGUCCACUUCGGGAUGUGAACGACAUCUUGUAUGUGGAGGGCUUUGGCUUGAAGGUGGCAACAAAGUUCUUCAGUAGCCUGCUGGAACCAGAGGGCGUCAGAAGGAGCAGCGAGGGAAAUGCCACCCAGAAGCCAAAGUCCACCCGAACUGCUCCCUUCAUCACUCCCGGCAUGGACGAGGGACAGCGUGUGCGGAUUGCGUCCAGCGUGGGAGUUCGCAUUGGUGUGACCAGUGUUAGUUGGGCACGAAUUGAGAUUGGAAAGAAUGACAAUGAUCCCUGCCUCCUCACCCACUGGCAGCAUCACGAGCUAAACGACAAGAAGCUGCACUUGGCCGAGCUGGCCCGACGCUGCCUCUACGUGACCCACCAAAUGCCGCAGGCAGAUUGCUAUGUUCUAGAAAAUCCACAGAUGGCCCAGGCCAGCAGCAAUCCAGGCAGCAUCGAUCAGCAGAAUGUGAACAUCCAGAAGUCCCAAGUGACGGCCAUAUUGAGCUAUGCCCUGUUGUCCCGGGCCGAUCCAGACGAGACCAAGUGCAACAACCUCUACUACAUGCGGCGCUUUCUAACAGCACGACUCUUCAACCACUUGGUGGGCACAGAGAGGGUCUCCUCGGAGGAAACAAUUCUCUCCAUGAUGCGCACCCACUACAACAUGGACGAUCAGACGGAGAAGACACUGCAGGCACACGCAGGAAUACGCAGUCAGAUGCAGUUCCCUGCAGACUUGAGAAAUAUGUUCUCGCAACUGGAACGCUACCAGCGUGAGUUGCUGGGUCAGGCUUUUCUGCUUAACCUGGCAUUCGCACGACUCGUUCUCCUGCAGGAUCCGUUGAGCAUUUCAACUGUUUCGCGCAGCCCAAAGAGUUCCCUCCUUCCCAGUGCCGAUGGCUGUGAGGCAAUUGUUCAAUAGUCGAUGAUAUAUAUGUAUUUGUUGAUUGAAUUGUUGGCUAUUCCUACAUAAUAAAUGUUAUUCUCUUCGCAGAAGGGUCGUGUUAUAAGAAAAAAGAUUGCUUGC
Drosophila obscura is the source of this 1424-nucleotide messenger RNA. Its product is annotated as transcription elongation factor, mitochondrial. The record is from RefSeq and is a predicted model, not a curated record. Bases 186 to 1319 code for a protein of 377 amino acids. Gene Ontology annotation, biological process: transcription elongation by mitochondrial RNA polymerase; mitochondrial transcription. Gene Ontology annotation, molecular function: DNA polymerase processivity factor activity. Lineage: Eukaryota; Metazoa; Arthropoda; Insecta; Diptera; Drosophilidae. The transcript is spliced from 3 exons. Gene Ontology annotation, cellular component: mitochondrial nucleoid.